GAAUUCUAUAAUUAGUGGCAACUAAUUGAUUGAGAUAUGAGCUUCACGUUCCAAUCCUAUGGAACGUUUUUGGUUUCCACGCUUCAUGAUAAAUUCACAAUCACUUUUAUGUUUAAUAAUCUUAAUUAAAUAUAUGAAUUAAAAGAGUUUUUAAUUUUUAUCAAACAUUUUAUUGCAAAACUCAAAUAUUAGUCCUUAAUUUAGAAGAGAAGAAAAAAAAAAAUUAAAGAGAUGGCAACUCUCAAGGUUUAUGCUGAUAGGAGGUCCCAACCAACUCGAGCAAUUAUCCUUUUCUGCAAGGUUAACGGUAUUGAGUUUGAAGAAGUAGAAACAAGGCUCUUUAGCGAUGAUCUCCAAACUCCAGAAUAUCAAGCAAUCAAUCCUAUGAAGAAAGUCCCAGCAAUAGCUCAUGGAGAUUUUACACUCUUUGAGAGCCAUGCCAUACUCAUGUACCUUGCUUGCUCUUAUCAUGUACCCGAUCACUGGUAUCCAGCUGAUCUUUACAAGAGGGCUAAGCUUCAAUCCUUGUUAGAUUGGCAUCACUCCAACUUGCGCUAUGGUUCAAUGGGAUACUUGGUUAACACAAUAUUAGCGCAAUUUUUGGGAAAAUGGCCAAACCCUGGUUGUGCAGCUGAUUGUGAAAAAAAAUUGGUUGAUUCAUUUUCCACAAUUGAGAAAGUAUGGCUUAAGGACGAUGCCAAGUUCUUGCUAGGAAACGAUCAACCCUCCAUUGCCGAUCUUUCCUUAGCUUCGGAGAUUAUGCAACUUCAUAUGUUACCUGAUGAAGAAAGGAAUAGGUUGAUAGGCCCUUACAAGAAAGUUCAGCAAUGGGUUGAGAAUGUGAAAGAGGCAACUAACCCUCAUUUUGAUGAAGUUCACAAGUAUCUCUUUGAUGUUAUUGCCACUUUGAAGCAGAAGGCUUAAUUUUCAAAAGCAUAUAUUAUUUAUGUGUUAAUUUUCAAAGAAUUAAACCAUUUCUCUUAAUAUUUUGAUCACAAUUUGACUAAUUAAGGAGGUUUUCGGCCUUAAUUAUCUAUCUCAUUUUACAUUUUGAUGUUGAGUUAUUCACUUGUUGAUUCUUGCAUUUGGAGAAUUCGUAGUCUAUGCAUUUUGUACUAGUAGUGUAAUGCAAAUAUGCGUAAA
Messenger RNA from Chenopodium quinoa (quinoa), 1143 nucleotides. Its product is annotated as glutathione S-transferase T1-like. Bases 232 to 924 code for a protein of 230 amino acids. Lineage: Eukaryota; Viridiplantae; Streptophyta; Magnoliopsida; Caryophyllales; Amaranthaceae. The transcript has 7 exons. The record is from RefSeq and is a predicted model, not a curated record.